Molecule: messenger RNA, 522 nt
Organism: Rhizopus microsporus ATCC 52813
Lineage: Eukaryota; Fungi; Mucoromycota; Mucoromycetes; Mucorales; Rhizopodaceae
Product: EF-hand
Exons: 3
Coding region: 1-522 (173 amino acids)
Molecular function (GO): calcium-dependent protein serine/threonine phosphatase regulator activity; calcium ion binding
Source: RefSeq, a predicted model, not a curated record
AUGGGACAGACAGGUUCACAGCUAGAAGACAUGGUCAACUCUUCAAACUUUUCUGCAGAAGAGAUUCAACGUCUAUAUAAACGCUUUAUGAAGCUGGACAAAGACAAGUCUGGUUCUAUAGACAAAGACGAGUUCUUGUCGAUUCCACAAAUUGCAAAUAAUCCUCUGGCUUCUCGCAUGAUUGCCAUCUUUGACGAAGAUGGAGGAGGUGAUGUCGAUUUUAAUGAAUUCAUCAAAGGCUUAAGUGCUUUUAGUGCCCGUGGCAACAAAAGAGAAAAGUUACAAUUUGCAUUCAAGGUUUAUGACAUGGAUCGAGAUGGAUACAUUUCAAAUGGAGAACUCUUUCUUGUCCUGAAAAUGAUGGUUGGAAACAAUUUGAAAGACAAUCAACUUCAGCAAAUUGUGGAUAAAACCAUAAUGGAAGCAGAUAAAGAUGGUGACGGAAGAAUUAGCUUUGAUGAAUUUUUGACUAUGGUUGAAAAUACAGAUGUGGCAAAGCAAAUGACACUGGAAAGCUUUUAA